Molecule: messenger RNA, 1763 nt
Organism: Pseudovirgaria hyperparasitica
Lineage: Eukaryota; Fungi; Ascomycota; Dothideomycetes; Acrospermales; Acrospermaceae
Product: ribosomal protein L2
Exons: 3
Coding region: 175-1329 (384 amino acids)
Biological process (GO): cytoplasmic translation
Cellular component (GO): large ribosomal subunit; ribosome
Molecular function (GO): structural constituent of ribosome; RNA binding; transferase activity
Source: RefSeq, a predicted model, not a curated record
UGUGUGCCUCAGGUGGACGCAAUCUAGCGUGCUGCCAAGAUGAAGUCUCGGGCGAAUCUUGAGACCUCUCGAUUAAUUGACAAAACCUCUCACUGCCUGCAUCGACAAUCCCCGUCGCAUCAUUCGGUUUGUGCUCAAAUGGCUCCAUAGAGCUGUCCUACCGCCCUCAUUAGAAUGCUACAACCACGGAUUCCGCUAUGGCGGUGCUUCCAGCAGUCGACAAACUCCCGUUCCUUUCUUCGAACCUACGCAACCUCCCAGAAAACCAAACCGCGGAGCUCGCAAAGCGACAUUACUAGCACAGACGAGGAUGGCUCCCCGAAGAAAAAGUAUUCUCAGCGAGUUCGGCUCAUCAGGUCAGAUGAGAAGUCAAUAUGGUUACGAGGAAUAACAAACAGUACACGAAACUACAAGAGGCAGAUUUUUACACAUCUGUGGAAAGGUGGACCAUAUAAGCCAUUGACUUACCCAAAGAAGGGUAUGGCAAAGGGAGGAAGGAAUAAUCAAGGCCGAGUUUGUGUACGGCAUCGCGGUGGGGGGCACAAGAGAAGAAUUCGGAUAUUAGACUUUCACCGCAAAGAGCCUGGUAGGCAAAUAGUCGAGCGCAUUGAAUACGACCCGAACAGGACCGCGCAUAUCGCAUUGCUAAAGAACGAGAAGACUAAGAAGCGGACCUACAUCGUCGCCGCAGAUGGCAUGAUGGCAGGGGAUACCGUUGAGAGCUUCAUGUCGGGCAUUCCAGCACGUAUAGUAGACGAAAUGGGCGGUACGAUUGAUCCUGGUAUCCUUGCGUCGAAAACAAUCUUCACCGGGAACUGUUUGCCGAUUUUUCGCAUACCGCCUGGCACUCAAGUCUACAAUGUUGGUUCUAAGAUCGGUGGCAAGGCCGUCUUCUGUCGUACAGCCGGUUCCUUUGCAACCGUGACACAGAAGAAUGUGGAGAAUGAAUCUAAACUCAAUCCUCAGUACCAGUCCUGUGAAGUCCAAUUAGCAAGCGGCGAAAUCCGAAAGGUUUCUCCUUAUGCUUGUGCUACCAUAGGACGGGUCAGCAACCACGAGCAUCAUAAGAAUACGCUGGGUAAGGCAGGCCGAAGUCGGUGGAAGAAUAUACGACCAACAGUGAGGGGUAUGGCCAUGAAUGCCGCGGAUCACCCUCACGGUGGCGGAAGAGGCAAAUCGAAGGGUAAGAGGAUUCCACAAAGUCCAUGGGGACAACAGGCCAAAAGCGGUUUCAAGACUCGCAGAAAGCGCAACAGACAUACGUUCCUGGUCAAAGACCGCGAGAGAAAUAUGGGCAAGAGAAGGGCACCCAAAGGAACACAAUCUUAGCCAUAUUAUAUUCUGGCACUACACGACUCCAGUGUAGAAUUAACCGUCAAUAGCCAACGCACCGUCCGGCUUGUAUACAGAGCAUGAAGUCUAGAGGCUGUAACAAUAACAGCGUGAGUUAAAUAAUAUAUAUCGGGGUUUGGGCUGUUUCAUGUCAAGGUUCGAGUUGUAUCGUUACUUGAACCGUCAACAUUUAGCUUGAGAGAACAAGAGACAAAUUUUAGGAUGGUUUCCCGUCCCACCCCUAUAGAUACGGGAGACUGGUGCGAUAGAAUAAAUUAGGGCUGACGAGAAUGGUUGCCUUCUGGGGCCAACAUCGUCGGCGUCCGCGAAUGAGUCGUCUACGCCAUAUCGCAAAGCAGGCAGAGCGCUGUGGUUGGCUGCUACUAAUUCCGGCUAAAUCUACCGUGGAUAGACAGAAACGUGUGCCUCAC